GUGCCGACGCCGAUAAGUCAGCUGUGGUCGGGUGGUUCAUUUAGUUCGUAUUUUAAAGCUUUACCUUAGAGUCACGUAGAUGUACCGGAAGUUAAUUUGACCAAAAUAACUGAGGUCCGAGCGGUAAAAGUUGUGUACCUACUUGAGUUGUGUUGUCAUCUGCCGGUUGACACACCGACCGUGUUUUCCCUCCAGUCAGCCGCCCUCCGGCUCUCCAAGCUGGGGUGGAAGUAGACGAUGUGGGUCUCCUCAGCAGAAGAUGGAGGAUUUAACCAGGGAUCAACAUGUCUGCUGUGACGGUGUGGCGCUACACCAGCGGCCGUGUCCUGGGAGGAUGGGGCCCGCUGCUGUGCGUCGCCCUCGGCUCGCUGGUGGCCCUCCUGAUGCCCCUGGUCGGGGUGGAGGACCGGUGCUGUGCCUCCCUGAAGGGCAUCGCUCAGCUCCGCUGCCAGCUGUGGGGGGGCUCACAGCAGCCUCCAGCUGUGCAGUCCACCAGCCUCACGGUCCCCUUCACUGCCCUUGAUCUGCUGCCUCAGAGGUCCAAACCGAGCAAAGAGAUGGAGCUGGAGGCCAAAGCGGCGCUGCAGCAGGCUCUGGAGAUGAAGAAACUUGGGAAAAGAGAGAAGGCUCACAAGCUGCUGGUUCAUGCGCUCAGCAUGAACCCAGACUUUGUGGAUGCCCUGACAGAGCUGGGGACCAUUCUGGAGGAGGAGAAGGACGUGGUCCAGGCCGACCACCUCUACACCAAGGCCUUGGCCAUCUCGCCGUGUAACGAGAGAGCUCUGGUCAGCCGAGACCGAACUCUUCCCCUGGUGGAAGAGAUUGACCAGCGUUAUUUUAGCAUCAUUGACAGUAAAGUGCAGCGGCUCAUGUCCAUUCCUAAAGGCAACUCCGCACUUCGCCGAGUGAUGGAGGAAACCUACUACCACCACAUCUACCACACGGUGGCCAUUGAAGGCAGCACGCUCACUCUGUCGGAGAUUCGCCACAUCAUUGAGACGCGCUAUGCCGUUCCUGGGAAGAGCCUUCAGGAGCAGAACGAGGCCAUCGGUGUGGACGCAGCCAUGAAGUACAUCAACACCACGCUGCUGUCCAGAUCAGGAGCCAUGACCGUCAACGACAUCCUGGAGAUUCACCGGCGGGUGCUCGGCUACGUGGACCCUGUGGAGGGAGGGAGGCUGAGAACCAACCAGGUGUUUGUGGGCCACCACAUCCCACCCCACCCUCAGGACCUGCAGCGACUCAUGCAGGAGCUGGUUCAGUGGCUCAACUCCGAUGACGCCCUGCAGCUGCACCCUGUGGAGUACGCGGCUCUCGCUCACUACAAGCUGGUGUACGUGCACCCGUUUGUGGACGGCAACGGACGCACAUCGCGGCUGCUCAUGAACCUUGUGCUCAUGCAGGCGAGAUACCCGCCGAUUACUAUCCGGAAAGAACAAAGGGCUGAAUAUUACGCAGCUCUAGACACGGCCAACGAGGGUGACGUUCGGCCCUUCAUCCGCUUUAUUGCCAAAUGUACAGAAAUAACAUUGGACACUCUGUUGAUUUCUACAACAGAGCACGCUGUGGGGCUGCCAGGAGCUGGCCAGGACCAGGCCUGUCCCGACUGCAAACAGACCAUCCCAGUCCAUAACUGAGCUGGGGAUGGGAGGAAAAAGGGAGCACGAGGCACCAGCAUGCAGGAAUAGAUGUCGAUUAAUCUACUAAUAACAAUCCCAUCAUACAGUGUGUUGCAUCACAUCAUCUCUUGGUCAUAUCCCACCUUGUCUGAGUUUGAGUUCAAUAGCUGCUGUAACUGCAAACUGCUGCAGAAUGUUGAACUGAAAUGGUUUUGUUGUGUUUAGGUUUGCUUUCAUACAAACACAUUUUCUGUACAAUUAAAAAAACAAAACAUUUUUCCACGUUUAACCGUAUUCAAGAGUUGAGGCGUUCUAAUUUAUCUCAGAAUCUACAAUCUGAAAUGUGACUACUGCUGAGGUGAAGAAAAAACAAGUUGUUUGAGCUUGAGUUGCGGUUUCCACUGCAGAUGUGUACAGUUUGUGAACGUUUAGUUUAUUAUCUAUGGAUAAAGAUGAUGUCAAACAACACUGCAAAGCACUUUCAUGUAUUUAUUUUCAAAUAAAAGUAAGCGUGCUGUUACCGUUCAUUAUGA
This is a messenger RNA of Stegastes partitus (bicolor damselfish), 2152 nucleotides long. RefSeq names its product FIC domain protein adenylyltransferase (gene ficd). The transcript has 2 exons. NCBI's taxonomy places the organism in Eukaryota, Metazoa, Chordata, Actinopteri, Pomacentridae. Gene Ontology annotation, molecular function: protein binding. Bases 285 to 1637 code for a protein of 450 amino acids. The record is from RefSeq and is a predicted model, not a curated record.